GCUCCUAAGAGUCCGCUUAUGAGCGUCGGCGUGUUUUUCAGCGGAGAGACUGAAGAAAAGAAGAAGAAAGAGAGAAGAAAAAGUUCAGUUCUGCAGUUGUUUCUUUUGGAAGAGAGGAAGGAGAAGAGGAAGAAGAAGAAAGAGAAAAAGAAGAAGAAGAAAUGGAACUUACAGAAGUUUUGAGUUUUUUAGUCUACUAAUAUUUAAACUUAUGGUGCCGGAGAUUCAAUAAUUCAGCCUGCAGACAGACAGGCAGAGAGACAGUUGGACAGAGAGGGACAGGCAGUCCCUCUGUGGGCUAAUUGAUCCUGGACGGGCAGUGAGACAGCCAGCAUCUGUCUAUCUGCUUGUCUUUUUCCUGUCUGUCUCUCGGCGUGUCUGUGUGUCCCGGAGGAUGGCACCGGGGCGUGUCGCCGCCCUCCGCUGGCCCCGAGGCCCCUCCGCCGGCCACAUGCAGCUCUGACAUACCGUUGAGCCAGAACCGGACCCGGAUCAACUGUCCCGUGCUACUCCUGCGGGUCGAUCCGUACCAAGGCGGACUGAGGAGUCCACGUGGGCUCAGGAUGCCCUCAGAGGUGACUGUGGGGCUGCUCCUCAGGGUGCUGCUGCCCCUCAGCUUGGCUGCAGCUUGUGCGUUGAGGUUUAAUGGAUUCUCUCUGGUCUACGUCCUCCUGCUGCUGCUGCUGCCUCUACUGCGAGGACCCCCCACGUCCUCCCCCUCAGGUAACGCGUGUCCCUGCGUGAAGGCCGUGUGCGUCUCCAGCUUCCUCUUCCUGUUGCUUCAGUCCUUCUUCCAGCUGACCUCCGCCACGCUGCAGCCAGACAACAACUGUACGUCGUGGCAGAAAACUCUGGCUCAGCUCGGCCUGGUCAGUCUGACAGGAAGUGACCCAGGCUCGGCAGUGAGACAGGUGUUUCCAGAUGUUGGCGUGCUGGUUGUUGGUCUGCUGACCUGGAGGUUAAUUGGAAGACUGAAUGAGGACGCACACAUGCAGCCCCAGCAGGAGGAGGAGAUGCAGGAUGAGCUGAUGUUUGAGGAGGACUCUGUGCUCGAGGAGGAGGAGGAGGAGGAGGAGGAGGAAGGAAGCAGGAACAAGGUUCUGGUUGAAAUGGAGAUACUGGUGUUAAAAACCAGGAAGAUGUUGGGAAACAUGACAACGACCGGAGGGAAAGUCCUGCUUACGGUCCUACUGGGACUCACAGGCAUCAUGUUCCCCUCUCUCUCCUCCCUGCCCUACCUCCUCUGUUUCCAGGUGUUGUGUACCUGGUGGGCGUGGUCAGGCCGGGUCCCGCCUCUUGCCUUCAGGUGUGUGUCUGUGGUGUCACUGCUCUACUCCUCAUUCCAUUUCCUGCUCCUCUACUGUUACCAGCUGCCCUCCUUGCAGGAGGCGUGGCCGCCGAACCGCACCUCCGUCAGUGUCUUUGGUCUCCUGCCCCUGGUCUCUGGGAACUGUUCUGCCCCCUGGAGGUUGCAGGUGAACUCUGAGCUCAGCUGGUUUCACUUCACCAGUCCUCUGAUGCUGAUCCUGCUCUACAACACUGUGGCCACUCUCUGGAGGAACCAGCUGAUCGAUGGCGUCGGGUGGUGGCGCACAGAGAGGGAGGAGUCAGCCAUCAUUGGCAGCUGUGACAUCAUGACUGCCACCAGCAACCUGAGCGAUGAGGUCGGCAGUGACAUCACAGCAGAGAGACGGAGAGAGAUGUGGAGGAGAGCUCACACUCGUCCCGAGUGCAGAGGCGGAUCAUCCACCAAUGACAGUCCCUCUGACUCGUUUGCCCCGCCCACCCAGAGCACAGCCUUUGAAUUGGAUGUUUACACCGCGCCUCACUACUCUCUCAGCCAAUCAGACACGUUGGAGACGUGUGUGUUUGAAGGAGACGGAUGGGAGGAGGAGCAGGGAGAGGAUGAAGAGGAGAGGAGGAGGACAACGACCAGAGGAGAGGAGGAGAGGAGAAGGGAGGAAGAGGGAGUCAGUGCUGCGUCCAGGGCGUUCACUUUCCUCCUCAAGCAGAGUUACAUCUGUGCUCUGAUAGCCAUGAUGGCGUGGCCCAUCACAUACGUGUCCUGGCUGACAUGUGUCCUGCUGCUGUGGUCGUGCGUCCUCUGGAUGAUGCGAGAGCGUCGCCGGUACACGCUGAUGUCAUCGCCCUGGCUGGUUGCCUACGGCAACCUGCUGGUCCUCCUGCAGUACGUCUACAGCUUCCCCCCCAUCCGAGAAGUCCCAGGACUGUUCCCGAGGAAAGAAGAUCCCUGCAGGGAGCUGGGCUCCAAGCUGUUGUGUCUCUUGACCUUCUGGCUGCUGCUGCGUCAGGCCCUAACUGAGAAAAGAGACAGACAGAGGGACAAACAGCUGUCUCACAUCACCGUCCACACGUUGGAGGAGCAGCCGAGUGCCGAUGACGACGUGCAGGAGGAGAAGGAGGAGGUGUCCUACGAGGAGGUGCUGCUCCUGCACACAGGAGGAGGAGGAGCGGUCAAGAUGGAGGCCCUCGUUGCCGUGGUUACCAGGAUGUUUGUCAAAUACUGGAUCUACGUCUGCGGAACGAUGUUCUUCUUCGUUAGUUUUGAGGGAAAAAUCGUCCUCUACAAAGUCAUCUACAUGGUUAUGUUCCUCUACUGCGCCGCCCUCUACCAGUUGAACUACGAGCGUUGGCGUGCCAUGCUCAGGGGUUUCUGGGUAGCCGUGGUGGUUUACUCCAUGUUGGUUCUCAUCCUGGUCUACACUUUCCAGUUCCCCUCCUCCCUCCACACCUGGAGCUACUACACCGGAUUAAGUACUCACAGGUUGGAGGACGUUGGUUUGGAGAAGUUCUCCGUUCCUGUUCUCUUCACUAGGAUCUUCAUCCCUGCUGCGUUCCUCUUGGUGUGCAUCGUUCACCUGCAUUACUUCCACAAGCCCUUCCUGCAGCUGACCGACCUGAAGACUGUGGUGGACACGCACAACAGCACCAUCACCAGGCUGGUCCACUCUGACGGAAGCCUGUUCGACCUGUCCGUGUGUGAAACUCCUCAACUCCUCUUGGAGGCCGAGAAGAGCAGAGGACAGAAGGAGUGGGAAGAGGAGGAGGAGCCAGAAGCGAAAUGGAUAAAAGAGGAGGAGGACUCCCCCUGUGUGUUUGAGAGGGAGACCCUGUCCGACCACAUCAAAGUGCUGGUCUCCUGGAGGUUGGUGGUAGACCGUCUCUCUGUUUUGUUCUUGCGCCUCCUCCUCUCCUUGCAGCGCCUGCAGCACCUUCUGUGGUGGAUCUUGGAACUCCACAUAGUCAAGAUCGUCUCCUGCUACAUCAUCUGGGUCUGUGUAAAGGAGGUGUGCGUGUUUAACCUGCUGUUCGUGCUAUGUGUGGCCGUGGCUCUGCCAUUCAGGGCGUGGCGCCCCCUGCUGUUAGGAGUGUGUACAGUUUGGACCUGUGUGGUGACCGUCUGUAAGAUGUUGUACCAGCUCAACAUUGUCCAGCCCUUCAGAUACUCCUCCAACUGCACCAUGCCAGGUAACUCCAGCGCCGACCUGUCUCGCUCUGUUCUGUACUCCGGUGCAGUUGACCCCGCCCAGUGGGUUGGUCUACGGAAGACUGACGGAAAACUGCUGGACUACCUGAGGCAUAACCUGAUGAUAUUAGCGCUGUUAGCCUUCGAGGUAACAGUUUACAGACACCAGGAGCUCUACCGACUCCGCCGUAACGAGGUUCCGCCCCCCACCAAAACGCUGUUUCAUGACAUCACCAGGCGUCACCUGGACGACAGCGUGCUAAGCUGUGUGAAGUACUUCCUCAACUACUUCUUCUACAAGUUUGGCCUGGAGACCUGCUUCCUGUUGGCUGUGAACGUGAUUGGUCAGCGGAUGGACCUGUUUGCUGUAGGCCACGCCUUCGGCCUCAUCAGCGUCCUAUCAAAGCGUCGCAGGAAGCACAUUGCCUCAGUGUGGCCCAAGUACUGCUACUUCCUGUCAGGGCUUCUAUGCUUCCAGUACAUCCUGUGUAUCGGGUUCCCUCCGGCCGCCUGUAAAGAUUAUCCAUGGAGACCUCCGUCCUCCAACAUGGACUCCAACGUGGUGAAGUGGCUCUUCCUACCUGAUCACCUGAGCCCUCCAAACCCAAUCUUCCUCCUCUAUGACUUCUUGCUCCUCCUCGGUGCCUCUCUGCAGCUGCAGGUGUUUGAGGAGGAGCUCCAGUCGUCGGUUCAGAUCCUCGCGGGAGACAACUGUGAGCUGGACGAGGAUGACGCACAGGUCCCAGAUCCAAUCAGACGACUCCGUCUCAACACAGGCCCUGACUUCAUGCUGUGCAGGUCUUACCUGGACAUGAUGAAGCUUAUCAUCUUCAGCUACAUGUUUUGGUUUGUCCUCACCAUCAUCUUCAUUACUGGGACUACCAGGAUCAGUAUCUUCUGUAUGGGUUACCUGGUGGCGUGUUUCUACUUCCUGUUGGUUGGUGGAAAUCUGCUGCUGAAACCAGUGAAAUCCAUCCUGGUGUACUGGGAUUGCCUAAUUGGCUACAACGUGUUCGUCAUCACUAUGAAGAACAUUCUGUCGAUCUUGGCCUGUGGUUUCAUCAAGUCGUUGGUGUCAAACCACUGCUGGCUGAUUCAGCUCUUCAGUCUGGCCUGCACCAUCAAAGGAUACACCAAACCGGAGCAGCAGAGCAGUAAGCAGUGUGAGUUGCCUAGCGACGAGGCCGGCAUCAUUUGGGAUGGCGUUUGCUUCUGUUUUCUGUUGCUUCAGAGGCGGGUCUUCAGGAGCCACUACUUCCUGUGUGUGGUCCUUGACCUUCAAAAUACACAACUGCUGGCCUCCAGGGGUGCGGAGCUCUUUGAGGCGUCCACAGUGAAAGCUGUCAGAGCGAGGCUAGAGGUGGAGAAGACCUCCAUGGACCUUCUGAAGAGGCAGAUGGAACGAAUAAAAUCCCGACAGAAGAAGUUCCGCAGAGGAAAAGAGAAAUUGUUGAGUUUGACCCAAAGCAGUUUCCGUACCGAAGAUCAGGACAACAGGAAGGGGCGGAGCCAGAAGAAGUGGUGGAGACCCUGGGUAAACCACGCCUCCAUGGUGAGGAGCGGUGACUACUACCUGUUUGAGACGGACAGUGAGGAGGACGAGGAGGAGGAGGAGGAGGAGAAGAAGAAGAAGGAGGAAAAGCUACCUGAGAAAUCAGCCUUCCAGUUUGUGUAUCACGCCUGGAUAACUGAUUCCAGAACAGCAAUGAGAGCUCGCAACAACCAAGAGAGACUCUGGAAGAAGAAGACAUCUGAUCGAAAGAGCAGGGAGGAGGAGAGGAGAGAAGCUUUAGGAAUAGAAGUGACGGAGGACACUGAGGAGGAUGGAGAAGGGGAGGAGGAGGAGGAGAAAGAGGAGGGACCAGACACUGUGCUGCGUCGGUUCUCCGGCACCUUGCGGUUCUGUUGGGUUCUGCUGUCGGCUCUGCUGGACUCUCUGACUGCCUGGCUCAGCGGCCUGUGUCAGGAGCACAUCGACAUCUCCACCGUCCUCCGCAUCGAGCGCUGCAUGCUGACGCAGCAGGCCAAGCAGGGUAACGUUCCCACCAGAGAGGCGAUCCACGUCUACUACCAAGAGCAGAUGAUGAGAGCCUCCAGAGACGGUUCCCAUGAGGCCGAGCGGCAGGCCUCGGCAGAGAGAAGAUGGGAGCAAGAAGAAGAGACGGUGAGUCCUGAUGCUGAGGAACCAGACGAGGAAACAGAGAGUAUUCCAGAAAAACCAGGAUCAAGACCACCAUCGGGAGGAGCUGCACAUGAACCAGUACCAGAACAAGAAUCAGGAGAAGCGGGUUCAGGUGAACCAGAACCAGAAUCAGGAGAAGAUAGUUUGUGUCAACCAGAACUAGAACCAAUAUCAGGAAAUAGUGGAUCAGGUAAACCAGGACCAGCAUCUGGAGAAGGUGGCCCAGGUGAACCAUCUUCAGGACUUGAAGCAAACAGAGUAACAGCAGCAGGUAACCCAUCGUUGGAAGAUCACCCAGAAGGUCUGGUGACUACAAUCCGUCAAAGACGGCGACCCAAACUGACCCGGAUGGAGAGAGUCGGAGCUUCAUCGUCCUCCUUAUCUUCAGAGGAUGGUGGUGACGAGCAGAUGAGAGCUGAAGAAUCAAAGCAGACUCCCACCAGCGCCUCCUCCCCUACCUCCCUCUCCUCCCUCCUCCUCCCCCCCUCCUACAGCCUCGCUCUGGGCCUGGAGCUGGAGGCGGACGUCCUGGUGGAGGUGGAGGAAGAGGCCGAGGAAGGACUCAGGAAGCGCUUUGACCGGAGUGACAUCCUGUCCGACUCGGCCUCCACUUCCUGUCCAGCGGCGUCUCGAGCUCAGGAGCUGACGGCCAGCGAGCUGCUGCGGAGCAGGACCUUCUACGAUGAGGAGCUGGAGGCGUCAGACCGCUUCUACAGUGAGCAGCCCCAGCUGCUCCAGCUGUGCUACGCCCUCUACAACAUCCUGGCGGCCAGGUCGGAAACAGUGUGCUACCUGGUCAUCGUGCUGAACCACAUGGUGUCGGCCAGCUGUCUGACGUUGGUACUUCCUGUUCUGGUCUUUCUGUGGGCCACUCUGUCCGUCCCUCGACCCAGUAAGACCUUCUGGAUGACGGCCAUCAUCUACACCGAGGUCACCAUCGUCAUCAAGUAUUUCUUCCAGUUUGGUUUCUUUCCGUUUAACCAGAAGCUGGAGGUAGAUCGCUCCAAACCUUUCCAUCCUCCAAACAUCCUUGGGGUGGAGAAGAAAGAGGGCUACGUCCUAUAUGACCUCCUACAGCUUCUUGCGUUGUUCUACCACAGAGCCAUACUCAAGUGCCACGGACUUUGGGACCAGACUAUCACCACGGAGACGGACGCCAUCCAUCUUCACGACAACCGAGCCGACCCCUUCCGCGGCUUCAUCGAUCCGACGGAGCUCAGCGCGCAGCGUCGAGGGCGGAGACGGACGACCUCCAGUCGCUCUCCUGCAGGCAGCGAGACGUCCAGAGCUCAGCGGCCCGGCAGGUUGGAUCUGCUGCUGGAGAAGCUCAGAGAGCUUUCCAUCAGAGCCAAGAAGGUCUCCGUCAGCAGGUGUUUGUCUCUUUACCGUCCCGUCCUUCACUUCUUCAGAGCUCUCGUCCAACCAGAAUACAGCGCCGUCACUGAUGUUUACGUCCUCAUGUUCCUCGCUGACACCGUUGACUUCAUCAUCAUCGUCUUUGGCUUUUGGGCCUUCGGAAAACACUCUGCGGCUGCUGACAUCACUUCCUCCCUCUCAGAAGACCAAGUUCCUGAAGCGUUCUUGGUGAUGGUUCUGAUCCAGUUUGGCACCAUGGUGAUAGACCGGGCUCUGUAUUUGAGGAAGACCGUUUUGGGCAAACUAGUCUUCCAGGUGAUAUUGGUUUUUGGGAUUCACUUCUGGAUGUUCUUCAUCCUGCCAACAGUCACCGAGAGGCGGUUCAACCAGAACCUGGUGGCUCAGCUCUGGUACUUUGUUAAGUGUGUUUACUUCGGCCUGUCGGCCUAUCAGAUCCGCUCUGGAUACCCAACACGAGUUCUGGGAAACUUCCUGACGAAGAGCUACAACUACCUCAACCUCUUCCUCUUCCAGGGUUUCCGUCUGGUCCCAUUCCUGACGGAGUUGAGGGCGGUGAUGGACUGGGUGUGGACAGACACCACUUUGUCUCUGUCCUCUUGGAUCUGUGUGGAGGACGUGUAUGCCCACUGCUUUGUCCUAAAGUGCUGGAGAGAGUCUGAGAAGAGGUACCCUCAGCCCCGCGGGCAGAAGAAGAAGCGCGUGGUGAAGUACGGGAUGGGAGGUCUCAUCGUGCUGCUGCUGAUUUGCAUCGUCUGGUUCCCGCUGCUCUUCAUGUCACUCAUCAAAUCAGUCGCCGGCGUCGUCAACCGACCCCUCGACGUCUCUGUGACCAUCACGUUGGGAGGCUUUCAGCCCAUCUUCACCAUGAGUGCGCAGCAGAAUCAACUGAAAGAUCUGACGGAGGAGGACUUCACCUCCUUCACCAGCUCCUACAGCUACACACCUAGUGCCUUGCAGUUCCUGGAGGCCUAUGGUCAUGAGGACGUGACGGUGGCGGAGCUGCAGGGCAGCAGUAACUCUCUGUGGACCAUCAGCCCCCCCAGCAGGCAGUACCUGAGCCAGGUGCUCCGUCUGGACCACUUCCCCCUGACGCUGUCCUGGACGGUGCAGAGGAACCUGAGUCUCGGGGCGAAGGCAGAGCUUGCGUCAGGUAAACAUGUGACCUACCUGGACGACCAGACCCGCCUCGAGCUCAUCCAGCUGCUGAACGGGACGAGGUCACUUCCUGUGGUCAUACAGGAAGUGUUUCCGUGUUUCAUUCGAGCACCGAGCGACUCGAACUCCAAACCCAUCGAGCAGCUCUACAAAGAUGACCACUACAAGGACAUCUUGCUGGCCCUGGAACGGUCGACCAAUCAGAGCCAAGAGAUCCAGGACUGGUGGAUCGUCGACCAACCAGGUGCCACUCUGGUUCCUAUUGAAGGCGGAUCCUUGCUGAAUGACAGGAGGGAGGCGGGGCUUCAGCUGUUUGUGUUCAGUGAUAAAGUCAGUCCUCCGAGUCUGGGCUUCCUGGCUGGAUACGGCAUUAUGGGUCUCUAUGCGUCGGUGGUCCUGGUCAUCGGAAAGUUUGUGCGGGAGUUCUUCAGCGGGAUCAGUCACUCCAUCAUGUUCGAGGAGCUGCCGUGUGUCGACCGCAUCCUCAAGCUGUGCACGGACGUCUUCCUGGUGAGGGAGACAGGUGAGCUGGAGUUGGAAGAGGAGCUCUACGCUAAGCUCAUCUUCCUGUAUCGUUCGCCGGAGACUCUGAUCAAAUGGACGCGGCGAUGACCUCAUCGAUGGACACCAACCUGAUUGCAAACAGUAGUCGUUGUGACCCAGAGUGACAUCACAAACUGUGACAUCACGGAGCGUCCUCGGCCAAGACGGUUCUCUCUGUGACCAAUGGGAGCUGUGGGGGGGCGGAGCAAACGUUUUGAUGAAAUCCACUGAUCAAUAACCUCAGUGCCCCCCCCCCCCUCAUCCUCUACCAUUAUUUAUGUGUUAUGAAAUAUUUCCUGUGUAUCCAUCGACACUCAGCCGCUGGGUCUCUGUAGAGAGAGAUAUGCAGGGGCUCGUUGCUAUGCUAAGCUAAGCUAUGCUAAGCUAAGCUUAAACUAAUGGUAAGAGAAAGGUGUGAGAUGAGCCAGAGGUCAAUAAAGCUUUGAAAUAAUUGAAUGCAGCUGUUCAUAAAGUCACCACAUUACUGCGGAAUCACAAUCUCACAGAAUAUUUAGUCAUAGUCGCCUUUGUCUUGUUCUAAUGACAGAAAACUGGAAGUAGAUGUAGCACAUCCAGGAAGUAGAUGUAGCACGUCCAGGAAGUAGACGUAGCACGUCCAGGAAGUAGACGUAGCACGUCCAGGAAGUAGAUGUCGUUGGAUUGUGGUUUAUAGUAAAUCAGUUUACCUCACUGCUUUCUGACUGAAUACAAUAACUGUAAACUAUAAACUUUCUUCUAAAAUACAGAAUACUUAGAAAUAAAAU
This is a messenger RNA of Pungitius pungitius (ninespine stickleback), 9508 nucleotides long. Its product is annotated as piezo-type mechanosensitive ion channel component 2-like. Lineage: Eukaryota; Metazoa; Chordata; Actinopteri; Perciformes; Gasterosteidae. The coding region runs from base 564 to 8813 and encodes 2749 amino acids. Gene Ontology annotation, cellular component: membrane. Gene Ontology annotation, molecular function: mechanosensitive monoatomic ion channel activity. The transcript is spliced from 55 exons. The record is from RefSeq and is a predicted model, not a curated record.